This is a messenger RNA of Orbicella faveolata, 1421 nucleotides long. RefSeq lists its product as uncharacterized. Gene Ontology annotation, molecular function: ATP binding; transmembrane receptor protein tyrosine kinase activity. Gene Ontology annotation, biological process: cell surface receptor protein tyrosine kinase signaling pathway; multicellular organism development; protein phosphorylation. Gene Ontology annotation, cellular component: plasma membrane; signaling receptor complex. Lineage: Eukaryota; Metazoa; Cnidaria; Anthozoa; Scleractinia; Merulinidae. The record is from RefSeq and is a predicted model, not a curated record.
UCAUUCAUUCAAAUAGCGAGCCAUUCUUAUCAUCAGUUAUGAGUCAUACGACUGGCAUAUUAAUUUCAUUUCUUGAGCUCUCCUCAACUCCCCCACCCCACACCCCAUCUCAUAAUUACAAGCACUGCUAAAAGCCUGAAUUAUUGACUGCUUUUUUCUUGACUCGUUUUUUCUUGCUUUCGCAUAACGUGCAAUAAUACUUUAUUACGUAUUUACUCAUUUUUUUAUUUGAAAUUAAAAACACAUUAUCUCACGACUGUAUUUCCUGUUCCAAUUCCAGCUAAUGACAUCUGCAUCCUGACACUGAUAACAGAAUGUACCCAGUCUACCUCGGUAUUUUGUGGCUGUGUGCAAAGAUCAUGAUGUCAAGCCAAACAAAUGCAACAGAUUUUGCUGCCAUUUUGACUGGUGACGAUAAUCUCACAGUUUUCGCGGAUGGACGUCUUGUUGGCUACAACGGGGGCUUCUGGAGCGCGGCAAGGUGGUUUACAUUCCCUAUUGAAACGAAAGUCAUUGCUGUGUCUGUUUACAACUUACCAGGUCAUAUCGGUGGAUUUCUAGGCGUGUUUAGCAACGGAGUGGCCACGGAUGAUAACUGGAAAUGCAAAGAAAUCCUUAUUAGACCAGACGAUGGAUGGGAACAAACCAAUUUUAAUGAUAACGCAUGGCCACACGCUUACGUCAGACAUGAUAAUAGUGAUCCGCUCGGCUUUUAUCCCGUGCCUGGAAUUCCUCUUGACGUUCACUGGAUCAGUGCAGCAAAUCAUAACGCCGUCAGAUUCAUCUGUAGACGUCACUUUACUGAGGAGGAGAAAUGUAGUAACAGCACUUUGAUAGCAAUCUACACAUUGACAAAGAGCCAGACUAUCAGUCUGUAUCUUGAUGGAGUUUUUACAGCAAGAGCAGACAACAGCCUGACGGUUGUCAAAGACCAGCACGAACUUCAAGCGAUACAUGUGGAAGAUCCGUCUGCUGAAGCUGAGGUUUACUUUCUGUCGUCGUCCAGCAAUGGUGUUAGAACUGACGAUAGAUCGUGGAGGUGUUCAAACCAAUACCACGAGGGUUGGUUUCUUCCUAAUUUUACCGACACUUCGUGGCCGAGACCUCAGGUGGUUGCUGGUAGUAAGUACUUCAUAGCACCAGAUGCUAAGUGGAUUGGAUAUCCUCUGGCGAAAAAUAAAAGGAUCUUCUGUCGGCGGAAAACCACAGUAGGACCACAAAUGACAAUUUCUCCCACCAGCUCGAUCAGUUCUACAACAGCAACAACGAGCAACUCGAAAACGAAGAGGCUUUCUACGUUACUGAUCGUGAUGAUUGCUGUCUGUGGUGGUGUAACGGUUGGACUAGCUGUUUCUUGUUACAUUUGGAGAAGACGGAACAGUGAAAGGUUUUUAUCAUUCUUUUUCAGUAUUAGAAUAUAA